Messenger RNA from Abrus precatorius (Indian licorice), 1943 nucleotides. Its product is annotated as peptidyl-prolyl cis-trans isomerase FKBP53. Gene Ontology annotation, molecular function: peptidyl-prolyl cis-trans isomerase activity. Bases 125 to 1639 code for a protein of 504 amino acids. NCBI's taxonomy places the organism in Eukaryota, Viridiplantae, Streptophyta, Magnoliopsida, Fabales, Fabaceae. The transcript is spliced from 11 exons. The record is from RefSeq and is a predicted model, not a curated record.
GACUUGGGUUAGUGUGUGAACGGCAAGUCUAAUCCCAAAACGGCAGUCACUUUUAGGGUUUAUAGGGAAAUUUGAACCCUGACGUUGGAUUUCAUUUCGUUUGACAUUUGCAGUGGCAAUAGCAAUGGGAUUCUGGGGGAUUGAAGUGAAACCCAGCAAACCGUAUCCUUAUCAUGCAGACAAUGUGCGAGGAAAGCUUCACGUGACUCAGGCUACUCUAGGCGUUGGCACAUCAACAGAGAAAAGCAUUCUUCAGUGCUCUUCUGGGCACAAAAGUCCAGUCUUCUUGUGUUCAUUGCUACCAAAUAACAUUGAGUCAUGCCCUUUGAAUCUUGAGUUUGACGAUGAUGACUUAGUGGCAUUCUCAGUGAUUGGUUCACGAAGCAUCCAUCUUUCUGGUUAUUUUGUGGCUGAUGAUGGGGAUGACCUUAGGGAUGACUAUGAAUAUGAUUCGCUGGGAGAGGAUAUUGAAGGUACUGAGUCAGAGGAGUCAUCUGAAUUUGAUAGUGAAGAUGAAUUUGCUGAUGACUUUAUUGAUGAUAGUGAUAUUGACAUGUACCCAUCUUCACCAGUUCCAAACAGUGGAGUUGUGAUUGAGGAAAUAGUAGAUGAUGAUAGACCUGAAAAUGGAGAUGAUCUAACUAAGCAAUUAAAGAAAAAAAAACAGGAAGCUCAGUUGAAAGAGAAAAACAGCAAAAGUUCUGAACUUCCAAUUGUCGUUGGGGGUGAGGCUGACCUUGUUCUGGAAAGUGAAGAUGAAGAUGGUUUUCCGAUUUCCGCUGCAGAGAAAAGUAAGUCUGUUUCUCAGAAUGCAGAGGCAGAAAUGAAAGGAGAACAAGCACAUAAGAAAAUUGAGAAAGCCAAUAAGAAGGGAAAAGAUGUUGAUCAUUCUGCUAGCUUAAAACGAAAAAUUGAAAGUGCUGAAGAAGAUGAGCAGCCACAAGAUGGGAAAAAGAAGAAGAAGAAGAACAACAAGUUGAAAGAACAUGGUAAAGGGGAAAGUGCUCAUGUGUCUGGCAAUAGCAAUGAGACAAUUAUUGCUACACCUGAUGAAAAGCAUCCCAAGGACGGUAAAACUACAACCAACCUGAACAAUGUUUCUCAUGCAGAGGAUGAGCAUGAUGGAAAGCCUUUCAAUAAUGAGGUCCUUGUUGAGAAGAAGAAAAAGAAGAAAAAGACCAAAGGAUCUGAAGGGGUAGCUGCUGGGAAUCAAAUUUCUUCAUCUGCUGAAAAUAAGAAUUUGUCCACCCCAGAGAAAAAGGGGAAGAAACAAACUGAAGCCAAACCAUCUCAAGUGAGAACCUUUUCUAAUGGAUUGGUUAUAGAGGAGGUAUUUAUGGGUAAACCUGAUGGCAAAAGAGCUGCUCCUGGAAAGAAGGUCAGUGUUAAGUAUAUUGGCAAACUGAAAAAAGAUGGGAAAAUAUUUGACUCAAAUGUGGGAAGAGCGCCCUUUAAAUUUCGCCUUGGUGUAGGACAAGUUAUCAAGGGGUGGGAGGUUGGGGUCAAUGGGAUGAGAAUUGGGGACAAAAGAAGGAUCACAAUUCCACCAUCUAUGGGAUACGCAGACAAGCGCGUUGGGAGUAUACCACCAAAUUCGUGGCUUGUAUUUGAUGUGGAGUUGAUUGAUGUUGAUCGCUAACUUCUUCUUUUAUGUGCUACAGUCCAUGUUUCCUUUCUAGCCUUCACUGUUUCAGCUGCGAAAUGGUCUGGUCCCAUCGUGUUGAGAGAAUGUUAGCCUCACAAACAUUUUACCCCUUUUUAGUCCGAAAUGGGUCCCUUGGGACUGUAUUCGAGCUAAAAUUUUGUAGGAAAUUUUGGAUGGAAUUAGGGAAUUCCCAAUUUUGCGCAUAUACACAUGCAAACAUAUAGUUAUUGUUUGCUUUCUUUAUCAAUACUGUUCAGCGCUUUCGAGAAUGCAUUUUGAGAAUGAUUUAAAUUUGGGC